AUGAAGCUACCAGGCCAGGAGGAGUUUGAGGUCUCCAGUGCUUGUGAAAAUGUGCCCACAGGAGAGCUGGACAAUGGCACUGCCUCUGGCUCCAGCCCCGACAGCCCCUCAGACACAGACAGAGGGGAGUUGGGGGUACCCAAGGACCCUCUGCUCUUCAUUCAGCUGAAUGAGCUUCUGGGCUGGCCCCAGGCCCUGGAGUGGAGAGAGACGGGCAGGUGGGUGCUGUUUGAGGAGAAGCUGGAGGUGGGUGCGGGCCGGUGGAGUGUUCCUCACGUGCCCACACUGGCACUGCCCAGCCUUCGGAAGCUCCGCAUCCUACUGGCCGAGGGCCUUGUGCUGCUGGACUGUCCAGCUCAGAGCUUCCUGGAGCUCGUGGAACAGGUGACCAGAGUGGACUCGCUGAGCCCAGAGCUGAGAGGGCAGCUGCAGGCCUUGCUGCUGCAGAGACCCCAGCACCUCAUCCAGCCCACAGGCACCAGGCCCUGCCAGGGGUCUGCCCAUCCAAGAGAGGCUUCUCACAGUGAGGAAGCCCCACUGAAGGAACAGCAUCAGAACCCCCUGAGAUGGAAGCUGCCUCCAGGGGCUGAGGCUGGGGCUGUGCUGGCAGGGGAGUUGGGCUUCCUGGUGCAGCCCCUGGGGGCCUUUGUGCGACUGCGGGAUCCAGUGGUGCUGGGACCCCUCACUGAGGUUCCCCUCCCCAGCAGAUUUUUCUGCCUCUUCCUUGGUCCUUCUACACUGGGAAAGGGCUACCAUGAGAUGGGCCGAGCAAUGGCCGUCCUCCUCAGUGACCCGCAAUUCCAGUGGUCAGUUCGUCGGGCCAGCAACCUUCACGACAUUCUGGCAGCCUUGGAUGCCUUCCUAGAGGAGGUGACAGUGCUCCCUCCAGGUCGGUGGGACCCGACAGCCCGGAUUGCCCCACCUAAAUGUCUGCCUUCCCAGCACAAAAGGAUUCUCUCACAACUGAGGGAGGUCCAGGGCCCCUCUGCCCAGCAUGGGGCCCUGGCUGAGGACAGGUAUGGCCACCGGCUACAGCUGCGCAGCCCAGAGUUACAGCGGACAGGCAGGCUGUUUGGGGGCCUUAUCCAGGAUGUGCGCCGGAAGGCCUCAUGGUACCCCAGCGACUUCUUGGACGCGUUACAUCCCCAGUGCUUCUCGGCCGUGCUCUACAUUUACUUGGCCACUGUCACUAAUGCCAUCACUUUUGGGGGACUGCUGGGGGAAGCCACCAGUGGUGCUCAGGGGGUGCUGGAAAGUUUCCUGGGCACUGCAGUGGCUGGAGCUGCCUUUUGCCUGAUGGCUGGCCAGCCCCUCACCAUCCUCAGCAGCACAGGGCCAGUGCUGGUCUUCGAGCGCCUGCUCUUCUCCUUCAGUAGAGAUUACAACCUGGACUACCUACCUUUCCGCCUGUGGGUGGGCAUCUGGGUGGCCACAUUUUGCCUGGCACUGGUGGCCACAGAGGCCAGCGUGCUGGUACGCUACUUUACCCGCUUCACCGAAGAAGGCUUCUGUGCCCUCAUCAGCCUCAUCUUCAUCUACGAUGCUGUGGGCAAAAUGCUGAGCUUGACCAGUGCCUAUCCCAUCCAGAGCCCUGGGUAUCCUGCCUAUGGCUGCUUUUGCCAGUACACAGACCUGGGAGGAAAUGAGUCUCAGUGGAUGAGGACAGAGCCAAAAGACAGAGAUGACAUCUCAAGUCUGGACCUAGGCUUGGUCAAUGCCUCCUUGCUGCCCCCACCUGAGUGUGCCCGGCGGGGAGGCCGCCCUCGUGGCCCCAGCUGUCAUGCAGUCCCAGACAUCGCCUUCUUCUCCCUCCUCCUCUUUCUUACCUCCUUCCUCUUGGCCAUGGCCCUCAAGCAUGUAAAGACAAGCCGCUUCUUCCCCUCUGUGGUGCGCAAAGUGCUCGGUGACUUCUCCUCAGUCCUGGCCAUGCUGCUGGGCUGUGGCCUUGAUUCCUUCCUGGGUCUGGCCACACCAAAGCUCACGGUGCCCAGUGAGUUCAAGCCCACACUCCCCGGGCGUGGCUGGCUGGUAUCACCUUUUGGAACCAACCCCUGGUGGCUGAGUGUGGCAGCAGCCUUACCUGCCCUGCUGCUGUCUAUCCUCAUCUUCAUGGACCAGCAGAUCACAGCGGUCAUCCUUAACCGUGCUGAAUAUAAGCUGCGGAAGGGCGCUGGCUUCCACCUGGAUCUCUUCUGUGUGGCUGUGCUGAUGGUGCUCACGUCAGCGCUGGGACUCCCCUGGUAUGUCUCGGCCACGGUCAUCUCCCUGGCCCACAUGGACAGUCUUCGGAGAGAAAGCAGAGCCUGUGCCCUGGGGGAGCCCCGCAGCUUCCUGGGUAUCAGGGAGCAGAGGCUGACAGGCCUGGUGGUGUUCAUCCUCACAGGAACUUCAAUCUUCCUGGCACCUGUACUCAAGUUCAUCCCAAUGCCUGUGCUCUAUGGCAUCUUCUUGUACAUGGGGGUGGCAGCAAUUAGCAGCAUUCAGUUCACAAAGAGGAUACAGCUAUUACUGAUGCCAGCAAAACAACAGCCAGACCUCCUGCUCUUGCGGCAUGUACCUUUGAGCAGGGUCCACCUCUUCACAGCCAUCCAGCUUGCCUGCCUGGCUCUGCUUUGGAUAAUCAAGUCUACCCCUGCAGCCAUCAUCUUCCCCCUCAUGUUGCUGGGCCUGGUGGGGGUCCGAAAGGCACUGGAGAGGGUCUUCUCACCGCAGGAACUCCUUUGGCUGGAUGAACUGAUGCCAGAGAAGGAAAGGAGCAUCCCUGAGAAAGGGCUGGAGCCAGAAUAUUCACUCAGUGGUGACAGUGAAGAUUCAGAGCUAAUGUAUCAGCCGAGGGCUCCAGAAAUUAAUAUCUCUGUGAAUUAG
Messenger RNA from Enhydra lutris kenyoni (northern sea otter), 2865 nucleotides. RefSeq names its product solute carrier family 4 member 9. The record is from RefSeq and is a predicted model, not a curated record. NCBI's taxonomy places the organism in Eukaryota, Metazoa, Chordata, Mammalia, Carnivora, Mustelidae. Gene Ontology annotation, cellular component: basolateral plasma membrane; plasma membrane. Gene Ontology annotation, molecular function: sodium:bicarbonate symporter activity; monoatomic anion transmembrane transporter activity; solute:inorganic anion antiporter activity. Gene Ontology annotation, biological process: bicarbonate transport; monoatomic anion transport; transmembrane transport. The transcript is spliced from 21 exons. The coding region runs from base 1 to 2865 and encodes 954 amino acids.